AUGUUGCAUAAACAGGUCAAACGUCCAGGGGUCGGUGUGGGGGUCCUGGUAACGGAUUCGGCCCAUCCAGGCUGUGUUCUUGUGGGGAAAAGAAAGACCGAAAUGGGCAAAGGAACCUUCCAGCUCCCCGGUGGUCACCUGGAGUUCGGGGAGUCGUGGGAGGCCUGUGCUCACAGGGAGGUCCUGGAGGAGGCGGGCGUGCGUCUGUGGGGCGUGCGCUUUGCUUCGGUGGUGAACUCCGUGAGGCUGGAGGAGGAGUACCACUACGUCACCAUCAUCAUGCAGGGCGAACUGGACCGGACACUUUCCGGGGAGCCGGAGAACCUGGAACCGGAGAAGAACGAAGGCUGGACCUGGACCCCCUGGGACCAGUUUCCCCCGGAGCCGCAGCUCUUCCUGCCUCUGGCCGGCCUGAGGCAGCAGGGUUUCAGUCCGUUCAGGAGCCCAAAAAGCUGA
Molecule: messenger RNA, 456 nt
Organism: Menidia menidia (Atlantic silverside)
Lineage: Eukaryota; Metazoa; Chordata; Actinopteri; Atheriniformes; Atherinopsidae
Source: the annotation of a GenBank genome assembly